Molecule: messenger RNA, 1167 nt
Organism: Capronia coronata CBS 617.96
Lineage: Eukaryota; Fungi; Ascomycota; Eurotiomycetes; Chaetothyriales; Herpotrichiellaceae
Exons: 2
Coding region: 1-1167 (388 amino acids)
Biological process (GO): endoplasmic reticulum tubular network organization
Cellular component (GO): endoplasmic reticulum tubular network
Source: RefSeq, a predicted model, not a curated record
AUGUCCUGGCUCUGGAAGGGCGACGCAAACUCCCCGGCCUCCUUCGAAAAAGCCCUUUCGAAACUCUCCGCUCAGAUCACCUCUGCAAACCUCGCUCUUGACACCAGUCGAAGUCGCGGCCGCCGCAUCAAAGCCCUAUGGACACUCUACACCACUUUGACCUACCUACUUUACACCCUUGUCAUUGUGCUUGUUCUCGGCCCUCAAAAUUGGUCGCCUUACCACUACGCAGGCCUCACCGGGACACCAGUUAUCAUCUUUGCUGUACGAAAACUGCUGUCGACCUUCUUCGACUGGAGAAUCAAUCGGCAACAAGCACACCUAAACCGGUUGCAAAAACAGAGGGAACAGAAGAUCACGGAGCUGAAAAAGGCCACCAAAUACGAUAGCACGCAAGAACUACUGCAGAAGUACGGUGGUGCUCCGCCAGCGAAGACUCCGUCCAGACAACCACAAGGUGGUAAACGAAAGGCCAAUAUCUCAGAGAAGCCACCUCCUCAAAGGACUGGGAUUGCUCCUCCACCUACUGCAAAUAUUCCAGGUCGGAAUUUCACGUCCCCUCCGCCAACGAGCCCGCCCAACAAUGGCAGUCCUCUGUCUCCGGGUCAUGGACGAUCGCCCCUUAUGGCUCCCAUGCUCGCACAGAGCCCCACGGAUCUCGCACCGGACCUCCCAGGAUUCGCUCCAAAUGCAUUUCCGCAAGCGCCACCCCCUAGUACGGCGUACGAACACAGUCCACAUUGGUAUGACCGCAUCCUUGAUGUCCUACUCGGCGAGGACGAAACAGCUGCCAAAAAUAGGCUUGUCUUGUUAUGCUCCAAGUGUCGCUUAGUCAACGGUCAAGCUCCUCCUGGGGUCAAGUCACCGGAAGAGCUGGGACGAUGGAGGUGUAGUGGGUGUGGUGCUUGGAAUGGGGUAGAAAGUGAAGGCGCAAAAGUGGUCAAAGAAAUCGCUGCCGCUUCGAAAGAGGACCACGGAGAAGCUUGGGAACAUGUUCCGCAUUCUCCCGCUAGCCUUGAAGAAACCAGCGAAGAUAUUCAGGAGGAAGAAGUGGCCGAUUCUGGCAUGGAGGGCACGACUGGCCGAGCAAAUGAGGACGACAGUGGUAUGACACAACGACUUACCCGCAGCGCAGGGAAGGAGGCAUCCUUUGACUCGCUGGAAUAG